AUGGCGGUCAGACAAUUUAUUUUUGCUCUUACGCCUGUUUCUUUACUUACCUUUAUUUUAUUCCAGCGCCUUCAAGCUAAGCACCCACAGAUCUAUGCCUGCACGUAUUCUGGAUGCAGGGUGAAAAUGACAAGGAAGCACGACGUCCAGCGACAUGAAAAGACUCACCUCACAGGUGAGCCUUUGAAAACACGAAAAUUCCCAUGCCCGAGCACUGAGUCUGGUUGCUCCUUCAGCAGCCUGCAACUCAGCAACCUAAAAGCUCACAUCCGGGCUAAGCACUCCGAAGUCGAGCACCUUAUGUGCUUCGACUGUAGACCGACGUACAGACGGUUCUCGGAUGCCGCCAAAUUCGCUGAGCACAGACGAGUCGAACACCGGCCUACAGAGACAUGGAACCUCCGCCCUGGAACCGACCCACACAAGCCCUGCCAUGAAGUCGUCAAGGGACCCGAGGGCAUCGUCGGUCGUCCGCCGGUGCUACUCAGCCCUCCCCCACCCCCCGUCGACAAGUUCCCGCUCCCGCCAACCGCUCCUCUGUCACGAACAUCGACGCUGCCCAUGUUUAUCACCACACCCACUUCGGCACUCCCCAGCCAUGAACCCGAACCUCAUCGUGAUCCUUCUCGCCCUCGGCGGCAGUGGUAUCGCGCCCCACAGCCACCUCAACAUCACCCAAGGCUUUCCUCAUCAUCAGAGAGACCCUGCGACGUUCAUCCCGACGAAGUGAAAAUGGGUGCAUGUGGUGCUCUAGCUCCCGGGGUGGCGGUGUGCAUGUAG
This is a messenger RNA of Guyanagaster necrorhizus, 780 nucleotides long. RefSeq lists its product as uncharacterized. NCBI's taxonomy places the organism in Eukaryota, Fungi, Basidiomycota, Agaricomycetes, Agaricales, Physalacriaceae. Bases 1 to 780 code for a protein of 259 amino acids. The transcript is spliced from 3 exons. The record is from RefSeq and is a predicted model, not a curated record.